Messenger RNA from Arvicola amphibius (Eurasian water vole), 1776 nucleotides. It is a transcript of the gene Hsd17b14, whose product is annotated as hydroxysteroid 17-beta dehydrogenase 14. NCBI's taxonomy places the organism in Eukaryota, Metazoa, Chordata, Mammalia, Rodentia, Cricetidae. Bases 1 to 813 code for a protein of 270 amino acids. Gene Ontology annotation, biological process: steroid catabolic process. Gene Ontology annotation, molecular function: estradiol 17-beta-dehydrogenase [NAD(P)+] activity. Gene Ontology annotation, cellular component: cytosol. The transcript has 9 exons. The record is from RefSeq and is a predicted model, not a curated record.
AUGGCAGCUGUACCCCGAUACUCCGGGAAAGUGGUGGUAGUGACUGGGGGUGCUCGCGGCAUCGGGGCUGGGAUCGUGAGAGCCUUCGUGGACAGUGGAGCUCAAGUGGUUUUCUGUGACAAGGACGAGGCGGGGGGCCGGGCUCUGGAGCAGGAACUCUCGGGCACUGUCUUCGUCCGUUGUGAUGUGACACAGGAAAGAGAUUUGCAGACUCUGAUUUCCGAGACCCUCUCUCGGUUUGGCCACCUGGAUUGUGUGGUGAACAAUGCUGGCUACCACCCACCUGCACAGUGGCCUGAGGAGACGUCUGCCCAGGACUUUCGCCAGCUGCUGGAGCUGAACCUACUGGGCACCUACACCCUGACCAAGCUUGCCCUUCCCCACCUGCGGAAGUGCAGAGGUAACAUCAUCAACAUCUCCAGCCUGGUUGGGACCAUCGGCCAGUCCCAGGCAAUUACCUACGUGGCCACCAAGGGGGCAGUGACAGCCAUGACGAAAGCUCUGGCCUUGGAUGAGAGCAGAUAUGGUGUCCGUGUCAACUGCAUCUCCCCAGGGAACAUCUGGACUCCACUGUGGGAAGAGCUGGCAGCUUCAACCUCAGACCCCAGUGCCACCAUCCUAGAAGGCACCUUGGCCCAGCCCCUGGGCCGCAUGGGCCAGCCAGCUGAGGUAGGAGCUGCAGCCGUGUUCCUGGCCUCUGAAGCCACCUUCUGUACAGGACUUGAGCUUCUUGUGACAGGGGGUGCAGAACUGGGGUAUGGGCGCAAGUCUACUAGAAGCAGCCUCAGGGAAACCCCUAUUCUCCCUCCCUAAUUCCCACUAAGUUAUGUCCUACUUAGUCCUCUUUCCCUUUCCUUUUUUGUGUAGUACUGGAGAUUAAACCUAGGACAUUUUUUUGUGCUAGGCAGGGCUCCACCAUUGAAUGACACCGGGUACCUCACUGGGGGUUCAGGCAGGGCUCCACCACUGAACCACACCCGGGUACCUCACUGGGGGUUCUAGGCAGGGCUUCACCACUGAACCACACCCGGGUACCUCACUGGGGGUUCUAGGCAGGGCUCCACCACUGACUGUUAAAAGUUCACAAAGAAACUCAGGACAAAUGGCUACUGUGAUGCCUAUGCAUGCAUAGCAAAGCCCAGGCUGUCAGCCAGGUUCACACAAAGCCUGUGGCUUCUCUGUGCUUCCUCAUCCUUGUCCCCUACUCUAAACCUCUCCACCCCUGGAACUUAACUCGUUUUCCCGCAGCUUCUGAUUCCUACACAAACCUGCCAUUUCAGCCGCGUGCUUGCCCCCUCAUGGCCCAGUUCAAUCUGGACUCUUCCAGAUGCCCCUGGUUGUAUUCUCAUAUAUAUAUUUAUGAUAAAACCUUCUCAGCCAUACCUUGGUGUGAUCAUCAUUUCAUCUGCGAACCACAACCGCGGCCCCUCACUGGGGGAUUCUAGUCAUAUGCUCUACCACUGCCCCAAACUCCUGCUUCUCACUUAAAGUUGCCCCUCCCUCAUCUAGCAUUUCCCUCCUCAAAUUUCCAACUGUUCCCCCUAUCUCCCAGGGUUUGAAAGACCUGGAUAAAUCCAGACCCCCCCAAAAAAUAGAGCCAAAAAUCUAAGCAGGAAGAGAAGAGCCAAAAAUCUAGGUUAGCCGGUUCAGCAACUCUGUUUUAGGAAGUAGCUGAAGAUAGUUAGAUUAUAAUCUUGAGAAACAGGGAGUUACCCCUUGUGAUUAUCACUGGUAUUUUCGGGAUUUUUCAACGAUCACUGGUAUUUUCGGGAUUUU